Molecule: messenger RNA, 315 nt
Organism: Lotus japonicus
Lineage: Eukaryota; Viridiplantae; Streptophyta; Magnoliopsida; Fabales; Fabaceae
Product: auxin-responsive protein SAUR28-like
Exons: 1
Coding region: 1-315 (104 amino acids)
Biological process (GO): response to auxin
Source: RefSeq, a predicted model, not a curated record
AUGGGAGCUAAAGGAAGCAAGCUAAGUAGUGGUACUGGUGGCAGUGCUCACAAGCGCAUAGAAGGGACUCUAUUGGCUCCUAAAGGAUUUGUUCCAAUCUUUGUUGGCACAAAUGAGGAUACUUGCACACAAUUUUUUGUUCACAUCAAAGCACUUCGUGAUGCAUUUUUCUGUGAGCUUCUAGGUAGGACUGCAGAAGAAUACGGGUUCAUGAACGAAGGGGUUCUCAGGAUCCCAUUUGAAGCACAUGCUUUUGAAGAGUGGUUCAUCACAAACUCCAACAAAAAACUUAAAAUGAAGAUUAGGAGGUUUUGA